GGAGUAAUGUCGCUGCUCGCGUGUCUCUGCUGCAGAUGUGUGAGAGGGAAAGAAAUCAAAGUCUGAUCGAGAUUCACUCGGAGGAUCCCUGAGGAUUGUGUUUACGAGCUGGAGAGAGAGACGCGUCGCUAUGGAUCAGUCCGUCGCUAUUCAGGAAACUUUGGAGAGGGAGGAGAACUGCCUCAUAGCCGUCCAGUGUGAGGUCGUCUCUCACAGCAUCACAGAGAGCAUACUGCUGGGACUGGUGGAGUCUUCCAAAGAACAUGCAAUCUUUAUUUAUACUCAUCGAAGGAUGGCCAUCACCGCUGAUGACGUGUCCCUGGAGGACAUCGUACCCGUCUCCCUUGACUUUGCUGUUGUGGAGAUUUCCUCGCCAGAGGAGCUGGCAGUUGUGGGUGCUGAUACCAGAGUGAGAGUAAGCUUCCAGGAGGAAGCGCUGGAGCUCAGACUUCCUUUCGGGUCUCACUCGCGCCUCUUUCUCAGUGAGGUCAACAGAGCGUGGAGUGAUGCUUGUAAGUCUCCCACGCACGUGCCAACUUUCGAGUGGAUCAACAAGUACCAGAAAGCCAGUAAAGGGCCAGGAGUUGUCAAACAGGCUCUCGGCACAACUUUCACUAAACUCAACCAGCACCGGAAAACAGAGAAAUCGGACCAAAAGGGAAGUUCAGAAAAGGAAAUCGUUUCCAACAGCGGCGCACAGAAGUCCAGAGUGUGUCCAGGCCCGGAGAGUCAAGCCAUCUCCAGGGAUGACCUGGUUUACGCCUCCAGCCACACCACGUCAAACAAAGCUCAGAUACUGACCAUGCCUCAGUUCAACCUGCGUGACAACCUCAUCAGAUGUGAGCUGCUGAAGAAUGAAGACAUUUACACUUACCUGGAGAACUUCAGCCUUUUCCUCGGCACAUACAAUGUGAAUGGACAGACGCCGAAGGAAAGCCUCAGUCCUUGGCUGAGCUGCACUCUGGACCCUCCUGACAUGUACUGCGUGGGUUUCCAGGAGCUGGAUCUCAGCAAAGAGGCUUUCUUCUUUAAUGACACCCCCAAAGAGCUGGAGUGGACGAAGGCUGUGUCCAAGGGCUUGCAUCCAGAUGCCAAGUAUGCCUUAGUGAAGUUGGUGCGUCUGGUGGGCAUCAUGCUGAUCUUCUAUGUGAAGAAAGAGCAUGCAGAGUUCAUAUCUGAAGUGGAGGCAGAGUCUGUGGGCACUGGCAUCAUGGGAAGAAUGGGAAACAAGGGUGCUGUGGCAAUCCGAUUUCACUUCCACAACUCCAGCAUCUGUGUGGUCAACUCUCACUUAGCUGCCCACAUAGAAGAAUAUGAGAGACGCAAUCAAGACUAUAAGGAUAUUUGCAGCCGUCUCCAGUUUCGGCAGCUUGAGCCUACACAGACUCCACUCACGAUCAUGAAGCAUGAUGUGGUUUUAUGGAUUGGAGACCUCAACUACAGAAUCAGUGAGCUUGAUGUUUCCAAUGUGAAGGAGCUAAUCAGCAAGAAGGACUUUGAAACUCUGCACAGUUAUGAUCAGCUCAAGAGGCAGAUCGAUGAGGAGGCUGUGUUUGUUGGUUUUGUGGAGGGCGAGAUUGAUUUCCAGCCCACCUACAAAUAUGACACCGGCUCUGACAAAUGGGACACAAGUGAAAAAUGUCGCGUGCCUGCCUGGUGUGACCGUGUCCUGUGGAGAGGGAAAAACAUCAAGCAACAACAUUACCAGAGUCACAUGGCUCUGAAGGCCAGUGACCACAAACCAGUCAGUUCCAUGCUUGAAAUUGGGAUCAAGAGAGUAAAUAGUGAAGCCUAUAAGAAGACAUUUGAAGAGAUUGUGCGCAAUAUCGACAAAAUGGAGAAUGAGUGCAUUCCGUCUGUAACCCUGUCCAAGCAGGAGUUCCACUUUAAGGACGUGAAGUUCAUGCAGCACCAGGCGGAGACGUUGAGCCUCUUGAAUGAUGGGCAGGUCCCGUGUCAAUUUGAGUUUAUCCAGAAGCCGAAUGAGUCUACAUACUGCAAGCCCUGGCUCACAGCAAACCCCCCCAAAGGCUUCAUCGCUCAGGGUGGCUCUGUGGACAUUGACCUUGAGGUUUUUGUAAACCGCUCGACGGCGCCUGAACUAAACUCUGGCAAGGAGCAGAUCGAAGACAUCCUGGUGCUUCACCUGGAGCGUGGCAAGGACUACUUCAUCCCUCUGACAGGAAACUACCUGCCCAGCUGCUACGGCUCCUCCAUCCGUUCGUUGUGUCAGCUGAGGGAGCCCAUCCAGGACAUGCCGCAAGAGACGCUUCGUGAUCUUGCAGAGAGGUCUGGAGAUGAGAAUGCAGUAACCCCUGAAAAGCCUCUAGACAUUCCUAAGGAGCUCUGGAUGAUGGUGGAUCACUUGUUCCGUAAUGCAAUCAAACAGGAAGACAUAUUUCAGCAACCUGGUCUCCGGAGUGAAUUUGCAGAAAUAAGGGAUUGCCUCGACACUGGCAUGCCGGAUUCUCUUCCGGGCAGCAACCACUCAGUGGCAGAGGCCUUGCUUCUCUUUCUGGAUGCCCUCCCCCAGCCUGUGGUCCCCUACUCCUUUUACCAGCUGUGCCUAGAAAGCUGUUCCAAUGCCAGUCAGUGUGAGAAAGUUAUUUCCAUGCUACCUCGGUGCCAUCAAAAUGUGUUCAACUAUUUAUCUGCCUUUCUGCGUGAGCUGAUGAAGAAUUCUGCCAACAAUCGAUUAGAUGUCAGCAUCCUCGCCACCAUUUUUGCAUCCUUGCUCCUGAAGUCGCCUAAGAAACAGGAUCUGGCCGAAAAGAGGAAGACCCAGGAGUUCUUUCAGCACUUCCUGACCCAGGGCUCCUCGUAGAGGGAGGACUCCUUCAUCUUGUCCUUCAUGCUGAUGCGCAACACUAAAAUACAAUGUACAGUUUAGUAUUUGUAAUGAACCGUACAUGAAAUGAACUAAUGAAUUAUUAUCUUCGCGGAUGGCUCUUUGUGUAGAUAUAGUAGAAUCACUUUAAAGCCACAGUUCUUACCUGAUAUUAGUUUGUUUGUGGUCUGUUGAUGGAAAGAGUUUAUUGUAUUCCGUGGAGCAUCUGUAGAGACCUAAUAAUUUUUAAUGUAUCUAUAUUUUAUUUAAAAAAAAAAAAAAAAGAUAAUUUGUAUUUUGAUGUUUCUGAUCUCAACAGCACAUUGUUUUUUUUAUGUAUAAAAACAGUU
This is a messenger RNA of Limanda limanda (common dab), 3177 nucleotides long. It is a transcript of the gene inpp5b, whose product is annotated as inositol polyphosphate-5-phosphatase B. Gene Ontology annotation, molecular function: phosphatidylinositol-4,5-bisphosphate 5-phosphatase activity; inositol-1,4,5-trisphosphate 5-phosphatase activity. The record is from RefSeq and is a predicted model, not a curated record. The transcript is spliced from 23 exons. Gene Ontology annotation, biological process: phosphatidylinositol dephosphorylation; signal transduction. Lineage: Eukaryota; Metazoa; Chordata; Actinopteri; Pleuronectiformes; Pleuronectidae. Gene Ontology annotation, cellular component: cytosol; membrane. Bases 131 to 2824 code for a protein of 897 amino acids.